GCUUAACUGCACAGAUUCACACACCUCUUUUAGGUUUACCACACCAUUGACUUAACUGUGCUACACAGAGUCAGUGGAACAUUUAACAUGCGCCACACCAUCUGGAAUAUUGGAAUCAACAUGUCUGCAAGUCUCAAUACAGGCAGCAGCUCCUCUGGCUUCACCACUGGGUUCACCACUGCAGCAACUCCCAGCACAGGUGUCAGCUUGGAUGCUGCUGACAUCGCUGUGGUUGUUGUUUAUUUUAUCUUUGUCAUGGUGGUGGGAAUCUGGUCUUCAGUACGAGCCAAUCGCAGCACUGUAGGAGGCUACUUCUUGGCUGGCCGUUCAAUGACCUGGUGGCCUAUUGGAGCGUCACUGAUGUCCAGUAAUGUCGGCAGUGGUUUGUUUAUUGGUCUGGCAGGAACAGGUGCAGCCGGAGGCAUCGCAGUUGGGGGGUUUGAAUGGAAUAUUAUACAGGCGCUUGUCAAAAACUGGAGAAAAUGCCAUGUGCUGUGUCCAAAUACAGCAGUCCUGGCAGCCUGGGUCCUGAUAGCUUUGGGCUGGAUCUUUAUACCUGUCUACAUCUCUGCUAAUGUAGUAACCAUGCCCGAAUAUCUGGCUAAACGCUUUGGAGGCCAGAGGAUAGGAAUCUAUAUGGCUGUCCUCUCACUCAUUCUCUACAUUUUCACCAAGAUAUCUACAGAUAUCUUUUCAGGUGCAUUGUUCAUUCAGGUGUCAUUGGGCUGGGAUCUUUAUCUGUCCACAGGCAUACUGCUGCUGGUCACUGCUGUUUACACUGUAGCAGGUGGUUUGGCAGCAGUGAUCUACACGGAUGCACUCCAGACUGUGAUCAUGGUUGGGGGGGCCUUUGCACUAAUGUUCAUAGCAUUCUCCAAAGUUGGCUGGUAUGAGGGCCUUGUGGACCUUUACAUGUCAGCUGUUCCCUCAGUGACAAUCGCCAACACCACCUGCCACCUACCUCGUAGUGAUGCCUUCCGUAUGCUCAGAAAUCCCGUGUCAGGGGAUUUACCCUGGCCCGGUCUGGUGUUUGGGCUCACAGUACUGUCUACAUGGGUGUGGUGCACAGAUCAGGUAAUAGUCCAGAGAUCUCUGUCAGCCAAGUCUUUGUCUCAUGCCAAAGCCGGCAGUGUGUUGGGAGGCUACCUCAAACUGCUGCCCAUGUUCUUCAUUGUCAUGCCAGGCAUGAUUAGCCGAGCACUGUUCCCAGAUGAGGUAGGGUGUGUGGAUCCAGAGGUGUGUCAGAGUGUGUGUGGAGCUUCAAUUGGUUGCUCCAACAUCGCCUACCCUAAGCUAGUGGUAGAGCUAAUGCCUGUGGGUCUUCGUGGUCUGAUGCUAGCUGUGAUUUUAGCUGCUCUGAUGUCCUCUCUGACCUCCAUCUUUAACAGCAGCUCCACUCUGUUCACAUUGGACCUCUACCACAAAGCCAGGCCCAAAGCUUCUGAGAGGGAACUAAUGAUUGUUGGAAGGGUGUUCAUCCUGGUCUUGGUGUGUGUUAGUCUGUUGUGGAUUCCAGUCAUUCAAACAGCCAACAGUGGGCAGCUGUUUGAUUAUAUCCAAUCAGUUACCAGCUUUCUAGCCCCACCCAUCACGGCUGUAUUCCUAAUGGCUAUCUUUUGGCCACGUGCCAACGAGCAAGGUGCAUUCUGGGGUCUGAUGACUGGACUAGUGGUGGGACUGAUCCGUAUGGUUCUGGAGUUCUUCUACCAUGCUCCUUCCUGUGGUCAGCCUGAAAGUCGGCCUGCUAUCCUGGCUGAUGUCCACUACCUGUACUUUUCUCUCAUCUUGCUGGCUCUCACCUGCCUUGUCAUUGCUGCUGUCAGCUUGGCCACUGCCCCAAUACCUAAAGAACAUCUUCACAGGCUGACCUGGUGGUCCAGAUACAGCCAGGAGCCUCGGAUCGACCUCACAGGACCCCCGAUCUUUCCUGACCCAGUCGACUCAGCCAGUGACUCUGACCGUUUGCCAGAUUCCUGCUGGCGGAGAGCUGCUCUGUGGCUAUGUGGUUUGACUGGUCCAAACUCUGGCAGUGCACCUCCGGUGACUGAAAACAAUGAACUGAACUCUCUGCAGGAGGAUCCUAUUUGGAGAAGAGUAUGCAAUGUUAAUGCUCUGCUGCUGCUGUCUGUUAAUGUGUUCCUCUGGGGAUACAUGGCUUAAUGUGCAGCAGUCAAGAAAUUUUAAGAUGUUAUCACUGAAGAUAAUAUCCUGAAGAUGUUAUCAUCAAGGUUCGCCUUGAUCAUUGGCUAUUGGCCAAACCAAUCAGUUGCAACAAUUAAAUUAAAUUUAAUUCAAAUAAACAGACUAUUUAUUUACAAAAGAGGUUUAGUAUCUAAUAACUGAUCAUGGUAUACUCUGAUUAAAAUGGAUAAUUAUGGAAAAGAAAAACAAAUGUUGUCCUGAUGAUUUUUCUCUGCUACUCAAUCCAUGUUGUGCUCAUUUUCAAAGUAAUGGACCCUUUUUGCCCACCCUCCAGUAAAGCUGUGCAUCAUACUGAUAUGUUUCAAAGUAAUCACUGUGUGAUUAUCCUUCCAUGAAUGGCCCGUAGCCUGGUUUUAAGUUUCUGUCAGGUCCAAAUUUAGAAAUGACACAAACAUAUUUGUCGGGAUGUCGAUUCUCAAAUUUCUACAAACUAAUAAGAAAUAGUGUGUUCCAGACUGUUCUCUAGUAACUCACCAUUAUGUACUAAUUUAAAACUGUUUGAUGAAGUGAGGUGCUUCUAUGGAAUGGGAUACAUGCAGACGUUAAAGUCCAAAACCCAUUAAAAUGCUGUUGUUAUGGUCAUAUUAAACCAUGGCAUCAAGCCUCCGUCAUUCAGUCAACAGAUCUUCGGGAACUAAAGGCAUUUAUGGUGCCAAACAACAAAUAAAGGUUUGCAAAAAUGACUAACAGAAAGCAAAAAAGUGUUUACAAAAAACUCAGUAAAAUCUAGGUCCUAGUUUUGGUCUGAGUUGGUGUUAAGUGUGCUGUAAUUUGUCAAUCCAAAUGGCUUCUAAUAAAUUAGGUUUCCUUUGUCACUUUA
Scophthalmus maximus (turbot) is the source of this 3022-nucleotide messenger RNA. RefSeq names its product solute carrier family 5 member 9 (gene slc5a9). The record is from RefSeq and is a predicted model, not a curated record. Lineage: Eukaryota; Metazoa; Chordata; Actinopteri; Pleuronectiformes; Scophthalmidae. Gene Ontology annotation, cellular component: plasma membrane. The coding region runs from base 88 to 2160 and encodes 690 amino acids. Gene Ontology annotation, biological process: transmembrane transport. The transcript has 15 exons. Gene Ontology annotation, molecular function: D-glucose:sodium symporter activity.